AUGUAUCAUGAUCUUCAACCUCAAUAUUGGUCUCAUAUUCAAGGUAAUCUUAAGAUGACUAUAAGCUUAACAGAUGGCACACAGUCUAUAAGAAGUGGGGAACAUGUUAUCUACAAAGAAGAUGUCCAACAAAUUAAAAUUUCUAUCACUAAUUACGGGAACAUCGUGCAUGUCGAUGAUGAGGAUCUUGGAUAUGAUGAAAUUAUCUUUUGCAACACUUACAUGUAUGAAGAAAAGUUUGAUGAGGAGGCCUUGAUGCCUUUAAGAAGUAGAACCUCGGUAGGGUGCAACAAGAGGUACCUAGUUUGGAUCACCACCUUAUAUGGACCUCGAUGA
Lactuca virosa is the source of this 336-nucleotide messenger RNA. The record is from the annotation of a GenBank genome assembly. Lineage: Eukaryota; Viridiplantae; Streptophyta; Magnoliopsida; Asterales; Asteraceae.